GUUCACACACUUUUCAGUCUCUGUUUUUCCACCCAAGCUUCUGCCACAAAGCACUUUCUUUUGUGCAUGGACAAUAAACGAGUGCUAAACGAAAAUUCAAUUUGAAGCAAAGGAAAUGAAUCCUUACACAAUCACGAUAAAUAGCAGAAAAACAUCGUUUGUAAGCAGUUGAUGAAGUUGCCAGUGCUUGUUUAGCGCAGUGAAAUGUUCAACACACAAAAAAGUGUCGAACAAAUUGUUAAGAAUUCCAUAACUUAGACUGUCACCUGUGCUGUAUACGUGUGUUCGCUAUCGGUAUAAGUAAUACAAAAUCGUGAGACUCAAUUAUAUAAUUUGCGUGUACAAUGUAAUAUUCUACCUGUGUGAAAAUUACCCAUUUUCUAUUAUAUGACUAAAUACAGGAGAAAAUUACCAUAAGUAAAUAUAAUUAUGCAAAAUUAUACGUAAAAUGUUAAAAUAUCAACGCAAAUAGAAUAUAAACCGAAAACUUAACAUAUCGCAAAUAAUAAUGUUCAACGCACCACCAUCCCCUUCGAAAAUUGGAUGUUGUGCGUUAAGACGCACGCCACCACGUCCCCCACAAGAAAUAUAUUUCGAAAGCCGCGGCAAGUGCUGUAAGAAAUUGUUACGUUAUAAUGGAUACCCAAACAAAAUUUUAUUGUAUCCGGAGGAAGGCUGGGCGAGAAAUGCGGGACAUUGUUAUUGGACAAUAAGGCCAUACAAAUGGUGGAAAAAUACGUGCAUUGUGGAGGAAAUAGCUGGUUCCAGACAAACUUCAACGUUUGGUCGAAUGAUUCCAGCUGACUCAGGAGCUUUACUAAUAAUUGGUUCUUUUAAAAAGCGGUUUCCUGAUCCGGAUUUUAAGCUGUACCUAUCAUCGAAUGUAAGCAUAUCGGAUUAUAACAUGGGUUAUUGCUUGACUGGCACAUUGGAACGUGGCUGCAAACGAACGAAUAAUUUUCAAAUAUCACAUUUUGCUGUUAUACGCAGACGGUGGCCAAUGGUCGACGAUGUUAAAUCUUAAGUUUGUGUUCUAGUUUAGCAAAUGUUUAAAUGAUACAAAGCGAUAGUUUGAGCUUCGUAAUAUGAAAAAGAUAAAUGUUCGGUUAUUUGAUGGAAGGGUGUAGUGACCUAGUUAUGCAGACCUUUUAUUAGAAGUUUUUUGAGUAACCUCUUGCUGCAAGGUAGAGGUGAUGCCGUCCCAGAAUUUAAAAAGAAAAUGACCAAUCUCUACAAAUGAAAAGUCUUUUCAACUGGUCACAGACUGUUUCAGCUAAGCAUUAGGCGAACGUACAAACAUGGAUGUUACAUACGUACACGUAUCAGAAUUAUACUUUCUUGUUUAUCACCUGAAUGACAGAGCUGAUGCAAGCUAAGAUUGGUUUCUGAAAGUCUGUAAAUGGAAAUGAAAACAAACUCAAUUUAAUUAUUGCAACGAAUUUAGACUAAAUUAAUUUGAUUACUUUGAAGAGAUGGUAUUAACAAUACUCUUGCCAUUUCCUGUUCACGGCACUGACGAUAAAGAUAAGCGAUGUACUUUCCCUACUUACAUAUUAAAAUGUUCAUAGGUUCAAACCAAGGAAUUAAAAGAUUAUGUUCAAGUCUGUUGAGAAAUUUCGAUCAAUAGAAUUAAAAAGAUUCGAUAAUUAUAUUGGUGGAAUUCUUGCCGUCGCGUCGGUGAAAGUUUAUUGUUUGUAUAACUUGAAAGAUCAGCAAAUAUCAGUUAAUCAGUUUUGCUGAAUUUGUACCCUGCUUCAAUGAUUACGUGAAGAAUAUUUUCGGUUCGCAUGGAUAGGAAAUAGACCAGAAUACGUUUGAUUCUGCUUCGUAAUUCAUUGAUUCGGAACCCCUCAAACUCACGAGUAUUUUGUCGAGAAACCUGCUUCGGUAACGGUUUUUCGACAACUGUGGUUGUAUACCUCGCCUUCGGCUCGUAUAUAGAAACUUUACAUUUGUCGAAAAGACAACUACCGCAACUUGUUGCUCAAAAUACACAAUUGUUUGUUUUUUUGUUCCGAAACUGUUACCUCAUGUAAUGAGUUACUUUUGCAGCAUCUAAUCUACUAUUUCGUGAAGAUUUGACUUAGUUGGUGAGUUAUAAUAUUUGUAACUUGCACAAUGUUCUUUCUCAAAAGAGUCCUUCUUUGCGACAUUUAUGCAUAUAUUGACGUUGAAAUUCCCAGGGAAAGGCUAUAGAUUUAUUAAGUUAGAGGCUCUGGUCGUCUGUACUCGUCAGCAACGGGAAAACAAACGAUUAGUUUAUGUCAGACCUCUGGAUUUUUUUUUAGAAAUGGUUAUUUGUGUACCUGUUUUGGACGAUUGAUUUUAGGCAAUUUCGCGGAUUG
Bradysia coprophila is the source of this 2345-nucleotide messenger RNA. RefSeq lists its product as uncharacterized. NCBI's taxonomy places the organism in Eukaryota, Metazoa, Arthropoda, Insecta, Diptera, Sciaridae. The record is from RefSeq and is a predicted model, not a curated record.